Messenger RNA from Scomber japonicus (chub mackerel), 5016 nucleotides. RefSeq names its product cilia and flagella associated protein 74 (gene cfap74). The transcript has 38 exons. Lineage: Eukaryota; Metazoa; Chordata; Actinopteri; Scombriformes; Scombridae. The record is from RefSeq and is a predicted model, not a curated record. Bases 1 to 5016 code for a protein of 1671 amino acids.
AUGGACCCAGAGGACAGGGGGAGUGCACCUGAUAUGACGUCACACAGGUGUGGACAGAUUGAUGAUGUCCACUUCAGGACAGAUGAGGAUAUGGAGGUUUUAACAGACUGUAGAUCCAUCGAUGCCUCUGAAGAUGAAGAUUCAGCUCUUCCUCCUGAUUUCGAGUGGAUAGAUGAGUUGUAUGAAGAGGAUGAUGAUGAUGAUGGUGAUGGUGACCUUGCGGUUGCGGACGAACAUGCUAUGAAGAGAAGCUAUGCCGAGACAGCACGGAUGUUCAAGCUGAGACGAAACCUGGACCAGCUGGACUCCUUUCAUCAACAGAAGGAGCACGACGUGCUGAAAGCCAGAGAAGAGCUUAAACUUGUUCGUCAGCACAUUGAAAGUUUGUUGGAGAUGAGAGAUAACUUAGAGGAAGAGAUAGAGCGACAGAAAGCAGCAGACAACAGUGUGGCAGUGAUUCGUUUGCGAGCCCAGCAUAAGAGGCUGUGUCAGGAGCUGCGGAGCGAUGAGGAGAUGGAGGCCCACAUCAACACGGAACUGAAGCAACAAGAACUGCAGCUGAGUGAAGUGGAAGUGGAGCUUGGCAGGUUCUCCUCACUCCGGCAGGAGGUGCACGAGGAGGAGCGGGUCUUCCAGAUUCUUAAGGCCCAGAAGGCGACGACGAGGCUUCAGCAGGAGAGGAAAGCCAGCCAGAACCUGCAGCUCAAGCAGCAGCAUCUCAGGAAUAAACAGGCAGCCAUGCUGAAGACAGAGGAAACUGAAAGUCAGAGGAAAACUGAUGAGAGCCCAGCGCAUCGCAAGAUAUCUGCCAAGUACUUGAAAAAGGCCAUUAGAAGGAUGCAUCAGCUAGAAGCUGAGAAGGAGCAGCAGAACAGGGAGUUACUGGAAAAGAGGAUACAGGCUGUCAAAUCACUGAAAUCUAACAUUGCAGCUACCCAAGAGAACUUACGGAUCCAACAAAGCAGAGCCAAAGCAAACACCCAGAAGAAAGAGCAGCAGCUGAGACAACUAAGAGAAUCCCUGCAGGCCGAGGGAAUCAACAGUAUCCGCCACAUGUACCAACAGAAACAACUACAGGAGAUAAAACGAAAACAAGAGGAAUUUGAGCAGAAACAGAAGUCAAAGAGAGUGGAGAUUGUAGACAAAAUCCUAAAGGAGGAACAGCUGGUAAAGAGGAGAGCCAAGCAGCAGGCACUGCUGGCUAAACCCUCAGCUACUGACAAGAUCUCAUCUCAGAGGAGAGCGAGAGAGAAACUCCUGUACUACCUGGAUCCCAACCCCCCAUCAGCCACAGAGGAGAGAGCCACAAUUUUACGAGACUUCAGUGACAUCAGCAGCUCAUUGUCAGCUUCCUCUGACAUUGAGGACCUGGAGGAAAACAUCCAACAGGAAGUUGAGCACCAGAGCCUGGAUGACAGCCUGGCUGAGCCUGAGUUCUCUGGGCUGUGGGACCAGAGCAACAAGAUGCCCCUGAGUGAGAAGACUAUGUUGACGCAGACUGAAGUAAAGCAAGAGGAACCUGCAGAAGCCAGCAAAAGGUCCAACAUGCCAUCUAAAAAAGUUUGUGGAAAAGAGUUUAAAGGGCCUCCAUUCAUCAGUAAACCUGAAGUCAUCCAUUUCAAGGACUUUGAAGUGGGGAAAGCAUAUAAGAAGAAAAUAACCCUGACCAACAUCAGCUACACCACUAACAACUGCAAGCUCAUCGGGGUCUCAGCUCAGCUGAAGAAUUUUAUCUCCAUCCACUUUGAGUCUCCUGGUUUUUUAUCACCUGGGAUGUCCUGUGAGAUGCAGACUGUAUUCCAACCUAUGAUCAAUGAGGACCUGGAGGGAGAGGUCCGGUUUGCAUCAGCAGCGGGUCCCUUCUCUGUGCCUGUCAGGUGCACCAUAAAGAAAUGUGAUCUGGAGGUCGACACUCAGUUAAUUGACUUUGGCACACAUGUAGUGGGCCAGACUAUUUCAAGGACUAUCACCUUGACCAACAAGGGUGCACUGGCCACCCUCUUCAGCCUGGACACUUCAGCGUGUCCCAGUCCAGAGACUAGCCAUGUCCACAUGCCAUCCCAGGUCUCUGCCCCCACAUGCCAGGAAAGCAGUGACAAUACAACAUCUGACAACCAGAAGAGCUCUGCAUCCAUUGACACUGGAGAACUCCAACUAAAGCAAGAUGGUCAGGAGCUCUCUGAAGCAUCAGAGAAUGAGCCACCAUUGUCAGAGGAUUCAGCUACAGGUCCAGGAGAGAUUCCUGAGGCUUGUCUAUUCUCCGAUGUGGAUGCCCAAAUAAAUGAGACCUUAUUGGACUCCAUUGAUAUAAGCCUAGGAAAUGUGAGAGAAGGAGAUGUUGGACCUUUUGAGAGCAUCAAACUGGAGAUUGUUUUCACUCCAACUAUUCCAGGAAAAUCCAAACUGGACUUUUACAUCAAAUUCUCCGAUGUCACCAGCAAACCAAUACCCAUCACGGUGAAAGGUGUGGCAGUCAGCCUCCCUGUAUGGGUGGUUCAGCCUAGCAUCGACCUGAAGAUCUGCAUGUUUGACCGCCUCUAUCAAGACAGUAUCAUGGUCCAAAGCAGUGCCAGCACAGCCUUGAAGCUGACCUUCGAGGUGUGCCCAGAAAUGAGGAAACACAUGGAGAUCCUACCAAAGACAGGCUUCAUCCAGGCUCAAUCAAGCUUUAGUGCCCAACUCAAGUUCCUGCCGAGACGCUCCUUAUCCAAAGAUGCCACAGCAUUUUUUGACACAGAUACAGGAGUCCUGGAUGUUCCAAUGACAGUACAAGUAGCAGGCCAGGUGCAGCCGGUCCAUUUCACAGUCCAAGCAGUUGUGACCUCCUCAGACCUGCAGUUUGACCGGGCUGAGGUGGACUUCGGCUACUGUUCCAUUUACCAGUCCAUCAAGAGCAGUUUUCGCCUCACCAACAUGUCCCUCCUGCCUCAGGACUUUGGCUUCUUGGGCGUGCCAGAGUUUAUUGAGGUCCAACCUAAUGAUGGGUUUGGCACUCUUCUCCCACAAGAGACCCUGGAGAUUGAUCUGAUUUUCAGUGCUAGCAAAGCCAAAGAGUACAAUUUCCAGCUCAGCUGCAAGUCUGGAAUUAACAGAGUUUUCCUUCUUACUUGUCGAGCAGUGGGUGUGCGUCCUCCACUGCAGCUCUCCCAUUCUCUGGUCCAGUUCGGGGCCACAGCAGUUGGUGACCAAUCCACUGCUCUGCUUUACCUGAUCAACCAUCACACUGACAGUAACCAGUCCAAACAAUCGGCCACUCCUGGGGUCAGGGAGGCCGUGGCUCCGGUAGCACCCAGGCUGUUCUGCUUCACCCCACCCGAGGAUUCAGACGUCAGGAUCAGUCCAUCAGCAGGACGCCUGCUGGCUGGAGAGAGAUGUCUGGUCCAGGUGAUGUUCAGACCCAGACUGUCAGACCAGGAGAUCAAAGACGAGGCGCUGCGUCUCCUCCAUCGAGCCAAGUUGCUUCGUGAGAAGGAGUUGGAGAGAGAGAGACAAGCUGAACAGGAGAUUAAAAAGGAGAUCCCAGUGGAAACCAAUAAAGGAAAGAAGGCGUCCGUGAUUCCAAAGAACAACAAAGUACCAGACAGCCCCAAACCCGAAAUACUAACUGAAUCCCCAGAUCCUGAUGACAUACAGCCAGGGUCAGAGCAGUAUGAGGAGGCUAAGACUUCUCUGCUGUACUCCUUCACCCAGUGCUACAGGGAGUACACCGUUCCCUGCUACGUGUCAGACGGAGAUCCUCCAGAGGAAAACCGACAGGCCCAGCCGGCAUGGAGUCCCUUCAACACACUGUACUUGAAGCUGCAGUGUCCUGCUGUACAGCCCCCUCUAGUGGUGAUAUCCAACAAUGGACACAAUGUCAUAGACUUCGGUCAGGUGCCAGUAGGAGAGAAAGUGAUCAAAAGGCUUACAGUUCAGAACAUUUCAAAGGAACCUUUGGACCUGAGGUCAUCAUUGCUGGACAUAUAUGGCCCCUUUUCCCUUCUCAAUGCUCUCAGAUGUAUAAGACCAGGAGAAAAACACACUCUGAUACUGGCCUUCAGUCCAACUCUGGAGAAAAAGUGCUAUGAGACACUGGAGGUGCGUAGCAACAAGAUGAUAUUGGAGGUGAUUCUGCGUGGGGAGGGUCUGGUCCCCAAUGUUACCUCCUCGCAUCCUGGAGGCCUCCUUGACUUUGGCUACGUGCUGGAGAAAGAGAGCCCCUCACAGGUCCUGAAGCUGCAGAACAGCUCAGCUCUACCAGUUGGUUUCAAAGUGCUGCUGUCCAGUGUCGCUCCUUCCAGGCCUCAGGGUGGGGCUGACAAGGUGGAUUUCCUGCUGGGCAGUUACACAGACUCUCGGGUCCAGCCUACUGUGGGAACCCAGAACCAAAGUGGGCUGAGUGUGUUCAGUGUGGUGCCAGUAGAGGGCAGCAUUGCUCCAGGACAGAGCCAGGACAUCACUAUCACCUUUAAGCCUGACCACCCAUCCGUCAACUAUUCUGACAGACUCAUCGUAGAGCUCAGGAAUAAGAGUAAAGUGUGUGUGAUUGAUCUGAAGGGUGCAGCCUCUUCACAUAACAUGUAUCUGUGUGGAGGAGACCUGCUGACUGUUCCCAUUGAAUCCCUCCUCCCUCCACUGAUUACCUGUCAAUCUCAGUUUACAGAAUCUGAGGUGAUGGAAAAGCCCAGUGUCCCGGUGCUGGUGACUCUGCGGGCCAGCUACAGCGCAGGAGCCAUCAAACCUGCAGUCAGAGAGCUGCAGGUGGGCUGCAUUCGCUCAGCACAGCCCAGUAAGAAGACUUGUGAGUUUCACUGGGAUAACGUGGCGUCUCUGCAGCAGCAGGGCUUCAGCGUGGAGCCCAGCAAAGGCAACGUGGAGCCCGGCCACAGAUGCACCAUCACUCUCAAAUGGACUCCCCAGAGUGGAUACAAGCCCUAUGAAGUGGUGCAGAUGUGUGUGCCUCUGACCUUAAAGGGAGAUGAGACAAACGUUUACAGAGUCACCCUGAUGGCUUUGGUCUCCACCACUGCUGACUGA